This is a messenger RNA of Corylus avellana, 2099 nucleotides long. RefSeq names its product Tetratricopeptide repeat (TPR)-like superfamily protein. Gene Ontology annotation, molecular function: zinc ion binding; protein binding; RNA binding. NCBI's taxonomy places the organism in Eukaryota, Viridiplantae, Streptophyta, Magnoliopsida, Fagales, Betulaceae. The record is from RefSeq and is a predicted model, not a curated record. Gene Ontology annotation, biological process: RNA modification.
GUGAAUGAAUCAUGUUUCCGAUGCAGAGACACUACUGGGCAAAGCGGCUCACUUGUUAUUCAUAUUCAUGGACACCCAUCAUCAGCUCCAACUCUCUAUCUUCCCCUUCAGAUUUCCAUUCUGCAUUCGAAGACCAUCAAACCCUCUAUCGUUUUCUUGAGGCCUGCAAACUCUCCUUGAAUUCCAGAACUGCAGCUGAGACACAUGCAAGAAUCAUUAAGUUUGGGCAUGGAAACUAUCCUUCUCUAGUAGCUUGUUUAAUAUCAACUUAUGCACGUUGUGAUCGCAUUCAUCUAGCUCGGAAAAUUCUCGAUCAAGUGUUUUGCUGGGAUUUUGAUUUGGUCUCCGUGAAUAUAAUUAUUGAAAGUCUCAUGAAAAAUGGAGAAAGUGAUUUUGCCAAGAAGGUAUUUUACAAAAUGCCUACCCGAGAUAUAGUGACAUGGAACUCAAUCAUUGGAGGUCUUGUUAAGAAUGUGCGUUUCCAGGAGGCAUUGAGAUUUUUCAGGGAGAUGCUGAGCUCGAAUGUACAACCUGAUGCAUCUACGUUUGCUUCUAUAAUGAGUGGGUGUGCACGGUUUGGAUCUCUGAAAAAUGCUCAGUGGGUGCAUGCUCUGGUGAUUGAGAACAAAAUUGAACUGAAUUCUAUACUGAGUGCUGCACUAGUAGACAUGUACGCCAAGUGUGGUAGAAUCCAAACUGCAAAAGAAGUUUUUGAUAGUGUCAGGCGCAAUGAUGUGUCCGUUUGGAAUGCAAUCAUUAAUGGGCUAGCAAGUCACGGUCUUGGUUCAGAUGCACUUGCAUUAUUUUCAAAGAUGGAGCUUGAAAAUGUUUUACCUGAUUCCAUAACUUUCAUUGGGAUUUUAACAGCAUGUAGCCACUGUGGUUUGGUUGAACAGGGUUGCAAGUACUUUGAUUUAAUGAGAAAUUGUUACUCAAUUGAGCCACAACUUCAGCAUUAUGGAGCCAUGGUUGAUCUCUUGGGUCGAGCGGGGCGUUUAGAAGAGGCUUAUGCCAUAAUUGAUUCAAUGCCAAUGGAACCAGACAUUGUUAUAUGGAGGGCACUUCUUAGUGCCUGUAAAACUUACACGAAGCCAGCAUUAGGUGAAAUUGCAAUUGCAAAUAUAUCCCGACUCAGAAGUGGAGACUAUGUGUUGCUGUCUAAUAUCUAUUGCUCUUUAAAGAGAUGGGAUACCGCAGAGAGAGUUAGAGAAAUGAUGAAGAAGACCGGGGUUCGCAAAAAUCGUGGAAAGAGUUGGGUUGAGUUGGUGGGUGUCAUUCACCAAUUCAAGGCAGGUGAUCGGUCACACCCUGAAACAGAAGCAAUAUAUAGAGUGUUAAAGGAGUUGAUCAAACGGGUCAAGCUCGAGGGAUUUACCUAUGUGACAGAGUUGGUUUUGAUGGAUGUCUCUGAAGAGGAAAAGGAGGAAAAUUUGAAUUUUCAUAGUGAAAAGUUGGCAUUGGCCUAUGGGAUCCUAAAAACUAGUCCUGGAACAGAAAUUAGGAUUUUCAAAAACUUGCGAAUUUGUCAUGAUUGUCAUUGUUGGAUAAAAGUGGUUUCCAUAGUAUUAAACAGAGUGAUAAUCGUAAGGGAUCGGACCCGUUUUCACCGGUUUGAAGGUGGUUUAUGUUCUUGUGUAGAUUAUUGGUAGCCAACCACUCAACCCCCAAAUAGCCAAUAGAUAUGUCCUUUCUAGGACAUUCAUAAGUUUGGAGAGCAUAACCUACAGUUGCAAAUGGGCUUAUUGGCUGGUUGAAGUAAAAACUCAAUACUGUUUUACAAUCAACCUCAGGUGGCAGUCAACUUUGUUAAAGUAUCUGAAAUUUCUGAAGAGAUAUUCUAUGAGCCUCUGGCUUGAAUCACAUGUAAUUGAAAAUUCUUUAGAAUUGAUGACAACAUGUUCUUAGCCCGGGGAUGAAACCUUGGUCAACGUUAUUGGGUCACUCAUACAGCAUUAGAUUUUGGCCAUAUAAUAUAGACUAAAGUGAGAGUUAGAUGGUCAAGCAAAGUAAACAAUUUUAAAGCCUAAUCAUGUGGUUGGAGGUGCUCAAGUUAAUUGCCAAUGCUAUUGGAUUUAGGUGAAACCACACAACCUAUGCUA